UACGAAUAUAGUUUAGCGACAUCGUUUGCAAUUACAGUUAAACGCCACCGAUGAGACCUAAAUUGUGGUUGCCUUGCAAUCUGUAGAGACAUAAAAAACAUUGAUGUCGCAACCAUUGCAGAUUUGUAGUUGAGAAAUGUCUUUCAAACUUUAAUAAUAAUAAUAAUCUAAAUAUAAAUUUUAUGCAGCUUGAUUAUAAUGAGAGUGCAGAAGUUAGGAACCAACACAUAGAGAAGCAUAUAUCAAAUGCAAACCAGCAUGAUACUGAUCAACAUGACAUAGUUUACUUGACCCCUAUCAAAGAGGAUGAAGCAAAAGAGACCAUAAGUUUGAGUUCAACUCAACACAGAGACAACAUAGGAAGAUCAUGCCAGAAAGAGGAGAUUGAAGAUGGUCGGUUGGUGUCUAAUAAUUCAAGGAACUCUAAUCAAUCUGAAGGCAGUAGAGGUUCUUUUGCAUUCCCUGAGUUAGCUUGGGAAAUGAAGGGAAGUCCUGUCAAAAUGCCAAAAUCAGAGGAUCCUCAUAUAAAGAAGCAGAAGAUUCGAUGUGUGGGAUUUCAGUGUUUUAGAUUUUGAUGAUUUAAUUUCAUGCCUUUUAGUUUUUAUAUUUUCAACUUUACAUGAAUGAAAUCUUCUGUGCA
Molecule: messenger RNA, 640 nt
Organism: Medicago truncatula (barrel medic)
Lineage: Eukaryota; Viridiplantae; Streptophyta; Magnoliopsida; Fabales; Fabaceae
Product: protein BREAKING OF ASYMMETRY IN THE STOMATAL LINEAGE
Exons: 3
Coding region: 183-575 (130 amino acids)
Biological process (GO): regulation of asymmetric cell division
Source: RefSeq, a predicted model, not a curated record